CAUCAGUUUGCAGCUCGUGAUUCAAAACCGACGACAGCGGGUCGGGUCGCCCGGCUGCUUGCUGCUAACCCGGGGGAAAUAUUUCCUCCAAUUUUAAUUGAAUUCCGUGUAAAACUACGAAAGUCCCAAACCUGCUUGCUCUGAAGCUGGUCGUAAAUAAAUCAUUUUCCGCGGCGGCGACAGCGCCUUUACGACGACGCCGACCUUCCCCAGGGACGCCCCUCCCCCUCCCCCUCCAAGCAUGACGGAACUUUUUUCUUCUUCUCUGGCGGCGGCUCGCGCGAAAGUGUACCGGAAAAAGUUGAGCUAAUUGCGUGGCGUCGUGCUUCGCUCACUAGAACCUCUCACCUUCGCCGUAAUGAGUUGGGCAGAUCAUUGUGCGUCUCGAACUUCCCUCUCCUGCCCCCGCCCGGCCGCGCCGCCCGGCCCCGGCCCCGCCCUUCACCUGCUGCCAAGCCGAACUGCCUGUCAUGUCAACACAUCUUCGAAGCCCUCCUGCCUGAAACUGCUUUUAGCAGGCGGCCAUAUAGGUUGUAAUCUGUUACUUUUUGUUACCAUCUCCUCAGAGUUAUUUGGUGUGACGUUUAAGAAUUUAACAAUUUUUCGCCCAGGGAAGACUGUUUUAUGGGCACACUGCAAUACUUUUGUGCACUUGAGGCUGCAUUUACUUGUCAUACAAAUGAUUUAGUUAAAAUGACUGGUGAAAUUGGAUUUUCCCUCAGAUGAGAUGUAAUUCUGGUAGCUGAAUCUCAGUAUUUUUUUUCUUAUUUGCUUUUCUUUAAAAUUCUUUUUAUCAAUUUUGAUUCCUAUGAGAUUUGU
Messenger RNA from Frankliniella occidentalis (western flower thrips), 819 nucleotides. RefSeq lists its product as uncharacterized. The coding region runs from base 359 to 688 and encodes 109 amino acids. The transcript is spliced from 2 exons. NCBI's taxonomy places the organism in Eukaryota, Metazoa, Arthropoda, Insecta, Thysanoptera, Thripidae. The record is from RefSeq and is a predicted model, not a curated record.